GUUCAUUACAAGUAGUUAAAGAUAAGGUUGAUCGUUUGGUGAGUGACAAACCUGAUCUGUUCGAUGGUAUUGGUGAAGAUACAAAUGAACGUCUUGAUCAUUUAAUCGCAACUGUAGAAAAUCAAGCAGAACAAAUGAAUAUAUUAAGAAAUGAACAUGAUCAGAUCGAGGAACAACUACGCAAGGAUCUUACAGAACUUCAACAUUCACUGGAAACCUGUCAAAAGGACCUGAACAAUGAACGUGAAAUGAAAACUGAAGAAUGUCUUACUGCCGCUGCACCAUCCACUUCAUCAGAAACUGCUAGUUCGUCAGUUGUUGAAGAAUAUGAAAAACAGAUUAAACAAUUAGAAGAAAAGGUUAUUGAAAAAGAGGAAGAAUUAGCUUCUCUGAAUAAAAAUAUGACUGAAAUUGAACAUAAACUGAAACAAUCAGCCGAAGAUAAUGAAUUAAAUAUGAAUUCAUACGAGGAACGAAUACAAUCUUUCAUAGACGAACGAAAUACACUCAUAGAACAACAAGCACUUCGUUUUUCAGAAUGUGAACGUGAAAUUGAAGAAUUAAAAACAUGUAAUGAUCAAUUUCAAGAAGAAUUAACUGAACUCAAACAACCAUCUAUUUCUCAACAUGUAGAAAUUCAAACAGAUGAAGAUAUCAAUGCACUAAAUGAAAUGAUUGAACAACAAUCAGAAGAAUUAAAAACUUUAAAAGAAAAUUGUUUAUCUCUUAACUCUCAGAUCGAUUCCCAUGCAAUAUUACAAGCUGAAACAGAAAGACAACGGUAUAUUGAAAACGAACAACAAAUAAAUAACUAUCAAUAUGAAAUCGAAAGUCUUCAGGAAGAACGUACAAGACUUUUAGAAGAAAUACAAAAGAAUAUCGUAUUACCAAUACAAACAAUAGAUAAUGAAAGUCAAACAGAUGAUCACGAACGUAAAAAAUUAAUUAAAACAAAUAAAAAAUUGACAAAUACAUUAGAAACAUUUCAAAAUAAGAUUCAUCAUUUUGUAUCGGAAAAUCCCGAUCUAUUUGAUGGUAUUGGUGAAGAAGUAAAUGAACGUUUUGAUCAUUUAAUAACACAAAUUAAUCUAUUACAAAAUCAAAUAGAACAAUAUCAGAGUACUUUGCAAAGAUUUAAAAAUGAACUUGAUAAUGAGCAUGAAAUAAAGACUGAAGAAUUGAAUUCUUUACCAUCAAGUUCGCUUGUUAUUGAAGAUUAUGAGAAAAAAACGGAUCAACUUCAACAAUUUCACCCUGAAAAAAAUAAAGAACAAAUAUUGCUUGACGAUCGUUUGAAUGAAAUUCAAUUUCAACUGAGAAAAACAUUAAAUGAUCGUGCUUUAACAAUAACUAAAUACGCAUCGGUUGUAAAAGAAAACGAUGCACUUGUCGAACAACAAACACUUCAGUUAGCCCAAAGGAGAGAAAUGGAAGAUCUAUUUGAUAAACAUGAAAAGAAACUUAAUAAUCUUAUUCAUGAACGAACAAAACUUUUAACUGAAAUGGAAAAACGUGUAUUACCAUCUAUUCAAACAAAUACUUGCGAAAUACAAACAGAUACCAAACAAUAUGAACAAAUAGUUCAAUUAAAUGAAGAAAUGAAACAUUCAUUAGAUAUUUUUCAAGAAAAAAUUCAUGGAGUUGUUGGAGAACGACAAGAUAUAUUUGAUGGUAUUAGUGAAGAGACAAAUGAACGUCUUGAUCAUUUAAUUUCAACAUUAGAAGAUCAAGCAACACAAAUGGAUACUUUACAAAUUGAAAGCACACGAGUUGAAGAACAAUUACGAAAUGAAAUCAAACAUCUUCAAAAUGCAUUGAACGCAUGUCAAUACGAAUUAGAUAAUGAGCGUCGAUUGAAAGUAGAACGACUUGUUUCUACUUCAUCGUCGGAUACGAAUAAUUCAUCGAUUAUUGAAAAUUAUCAAAAACAAAUUGAUCAAUAUCAACAAAAUCUUGUUGAAAAAGAUGAAGAGCGAAAUUUAUUACGUGAACGUUUUAAUGAAGUUGAACUUGAAUAUCAAAAGAUUCAAAAUGAUAAUACAUUAACAACAUCGAAAUGUGAAUCACUUGAAAAAGAACGAGAUGCAUUAAUUGAACAACUUAAAGAUUUAAAUGAAAAAAAUACAUCUCUUCUAUCUCAAAUUGAACUUAACAAUGAGGAGAAAGAAUUUGAAGAACAAUUAUUUCAACAUAAAAAACAACUUGAAAAUCUUAUUGAUGAACGUACAAUGUUUAUGGAAGGAUUAGAUACGAAUAAUGUACCAUCUCUUCCAAUAGAAAAUAAUGAUGAAUAUAAUCUAUUACUUGAAAUCAAUCAAAAUUUACGAACUGAAAUAGAAACAAUCGAAAAUAAACUAGAUUCUAUUAUAAAUACAAAACCUGAUCUAUUUGAAAACAUUGGAAACGAUAUUCAUGAACGUCUUGAUUAUUUAAUUAAUCAAGUAAUACAACUUAAAGAUCAAUCUAAACAAGAGAAUGAAAAAUAUCAACAAUUACAAAAUUCGUUUGAUAUGUAUCGACAAGAAAUUGAAAAUAAAGAAAAAAUUGAAGAACAAGCAAAUAAUAAUUCAACUCAAACUGAAAUUGAUUCAUCUUCAUAUGUUGAUGUUGAAAUAAUAAAGGAUAAAAUACAACAAAUAAUUCAAAAUUAUCCAACACUUCAUUCUAAAUCAAAUAAUAAUAUCAUCGAAGAUUUCGAUCAAAUAUUUUCUAAUAUUACGGACCUUCAACAUGAGAUAAAAGAAUUACAAAGUUCAUAUGAUACAUAUCGAAAUGAUAUUGAAAAUAAUCGUUUAAUUAAAAUGGAACAAUUACAAUCGUAUCAAUUAAAUGAUGUUGAUACUCAAACGAUAGGUUUAUCAAUUAUUGAAGAACAUCAAAAACAAAUUGAAAAACUUCAAGAAAAUGAAUUAGUUUAUCAACGUGAAAUUCAACGUUUAUUAGAAGAAAAAAAUCAAGCACAAGAUUUAUUAUCACAAUGGAGAAAAGAUAAAAAUGAAAAAACAAAUGUUGGAGAAUUAUCUAAUAUUAAUAGUCAUAUGGAAUCACAUAUAAAUGAAUAUCAAUCUCAAAUAGAUAAUCUUCUUCGUGAACGUUUAACUCUAACAGAAGAAAUCAAACAAUUGACAUCUCAAUCUAGAAAAACUGAUAGUGAAAGUCAAACAAUGAAUGACAUCGAUUUGCAGUCAUCAUCAUCAUCAGAUCAAAAUAUUUCACGUCAUAUAUUCGAACAAGAAAUGUUAGCUUGGUCAAAUGAAAGUGAAGAACUAAAACGUUUAGUUAAACAGAUACAAUUUGAAAAUAAAAAACUUAAAGGUAUUAUAUUAAAAUUUGAACAUAUGGUUCUUGAUUAUGUUCAUGAAAAUGAACGAUUAAAACAAGAAAAUCAACAUCUUUCAUUUCAUAAUUAUUCAUCAUUACAAAAAACUGAUGGUAGUACACAAAAUUCAGCAGCUUCCGAUACUGAUAUUUGUUAUUUAACAUUAAAAUGCUUAACCUACGAAGUUGCUCAACGUAUAUCAAAUACGACGAAUAAUGAACAAUCAUCAGUAUUGAUUAAGAAUGAUUCUGAACAAGAUUCAAAACAACGUUAUAAUGAUAUGGAACGACAAAUGAAAAAUGUUUGCAUACAAAAUGAACGUUUAAAAAAUCAAUUAGAAACAUAUACAUUACAAUUUAAACAACUUCAACAUGAAAUGAGUAUUAAAAUGCAAGACAUAUCAACACUUAAAGAUGAAACAGACAGAUUACGUACAAGUGAAAUUCAAUAUCGUUUGGAAGCCGAUCGUCUUACAGCUUAUCUUCACGAUGAUCAAUUAAAAAUUCAACAACUUGAACGUGAUUUAUAUGAUAUAAAACAGCGACAAUUAAAUAACGAUGACAAAUCAAUCGCCAAUCUUCGUGAAUUACUUGAAUUGAAAGAACGUGAAUUAAAUGCAUUAAAAGAAAAACUAGAUUAUACUAAACAAACCCAUCAAAUUGAAUUACAAGAAGCAACUAAAGCCAAUCAGUUUUCACUUGAUAAUGCAAAACGUCUUGAACAAGCGGAUGUACGAAAUAAAGACAAACGACGAGAAUUGGAAACAAAAGUGACGAAAUUCUGUACAAUUACUAGACCUUUAGUUGAAAAUCAACAGUUAUUUAGAGAGAAUCCAAUAAUUAAUAUGGAUGAAUUACGCAAAUUAAUUGGUGAAGUUGAUACAGAAAAACGAGUUUCAAAUACACUUAGUCCAAUUCGUGAUUGUUUGGGUCUUUUGGAAGCUCAAAUGAGAGAUUUACAUCAUGGUAUUAUUGAAAAUCAUGCUCGACGUUCAAAACGAUGGAAAUAUAAAUUAGGAUUUGAAUGUCUUGCAUGUGAAAGUCGAUGGGAAGUUACACAUGAUAUUCGUGAUUUACAAGAAGCAUGUUUAGAUCCAAAUCGUUUUCUUGAAUCAUCAAUUGUUGAACCUAUGGCAGGAUGUUCAUGUCCAAUAAUAAUUGAUUUUAUUGAGAGCGAUGUUCGAUUGAUUGUAGAUGAUAUGAUAGAUGAAGUGACAUCAACAAUUGCAGUGAACUAA
Messenger RNA from Adineta steineri, 4556 nucleotides. The record is from the annotation of a GenBank genome assembly. Lineage: Eukaryota; Metazoa; Rotifera; Eurotatoria; Adinetida; Adinetidae.